AUGCUCCGUCUCAUCUUUACCGCAACAGCAAUAAUCACCAGCUCCUCGGCAAUCUAUUUCUACAUUUUCCACGAGCGGUUAUCAAAACGCAUAAAGCACACUUCCCAUCGCGGAACCCUUUCCGCCGCGUCAAACCCAACAACUAUAGAGUCCAUUCCAGACUCCGUAUUCAGCAAUGAGUACUUCAUGGUCUAUGACUACUCCUCCCAAUCUGUGCCGCGGAGCUCCCUUCCCAGCAGCGAGAUGACGGAUCUCUUUCAAAGACUCGUGUGUCGCAAUAUGAUCGCCUUCUCGCGGUUCCCGCAGGCACUGGUACUGGCUAUGGCUAGUAAAACCCCACAGGAGAAAAGGAGUUUUAAGGCUGGGUAUCUUAGUGCGCUGGAUUUUGAGGUUGGGGAUGUGGUUUGUGGAGUUUAUCGGGUUACGCUGCGGAAGAAGAAUCGGGUUGAGUUUGAGAUUAAAAUGGAUGCGAUGGAUUUUGUGCAGGGGAGAUUGGCUAUUAGUUACAGUGGGAAUCAGGGUCUAAAUAGGGAUGGCAAGCGGGGAGAGGGACCGGUCGUGUUCUGUAGCGAGACCGUUAUGUGGAGAAGAGCGGAUGAGGUUAGGAAAAUGCCGUUGGAGAGACCUCUUCUACGAUGGAUGCAUGAGACUGCCGCGUGGUGGUUGCUUGAGUCCGGGGUUAGGUAUCUCAUGGAUUUGGAGAGUUGA
This is a messenger RNA of Penicillium paradoxum, 708 nucleotides long. RefSeq lists its product as uncharacterized. The record is from RefSeq and is a predicted model, not a curated record. The coding region runs from base 1 to 708 and encodes 235 amino acids. The transcript has a single exon. Lineage: Eukaryota; Fungi; Ascomycota; Eurotiomycetes; Eurotiales; Aspergillaceae.